AUGCAUCUUCCAUGGGUUCUCCUUUUACUCUCAAUAGGUGUCACCAUAUUGGUUGGCACCGACGCUUCAAUAACACCAACAACCAUGUUCACAACCACAAACACCACAAAACCCGGUUGCCAACGAAAAUGUGGCAACUUAACCAUCCCAUACCCAUUUGGUAUUGGCAAUGGUUGCUACUUUAGGGAUGUAUUUGCCAUCAGAUGCAACACCUCUUACAACCCUCCAAAAGCCUUCGCUUUGACAGGGUUUGAUCCUGAUGAAAUAUACCCAGAAAUCUUGGAGAUGACCGAAAACCAAGUAAUUAUCCGGAAUACUGCGGUAACUUCACGUUGCUAUGAUUCCCGGGGAAUAGAGACCUCUUAUAUUGAAGGGUCCUUGGGUAUGCAAGGAUCUCCCUAUAGCGUAUCUAAUACAAACAAGCUCACGGUCAUUGGUUGUGAUGAAUACGCACUAAUUUCCGGUUCUACAGAGAUUACGAAUGAUGAAAAGGCUGGUUGUAUUGCACUGUGCAAUUUAGAGGUGGACCAAGUGGUGACCCAAGGUUCUUGUUUGGGCUCAGGUUGUUGCCAGACGUCUGUCUUAACUGGCUGGCAAGGUUUCCAUAUUACACUAACCAGCUUGGAUGGACGUCGCUCAUUUACUAACCAGUCUUGCAGCUAUGCCUUCUUUGCUCGAAACGGCAGCUUCGUCUUUGGUGGGGCUUCUGAUUUGACAAGCAAUACUAGUGUUGUGCUGAACCGAAUCAUGCAACAAGUCCCUGUUGUGCUAGACUGGAGUGCAUCAGCGGAUCUAUCCUGCGAUUACGCAAAGAAUUCAUCAACUAGUUAUGAACCAUAUGCUUGUCAGUCAAAUUCUCAAUGUAUUGAUAAUACUAAUAUGCUUGGAUAUAGGUGCAGAUGUCUUCCUGGUUAUGAGGGGAAUCCUUAUCUUGAACCCGGUUGCACAGACUUCAAUGAGUGUGCUGCUGGUCCGAAUAAUCCAUGUAUCAGUACCGCUGUUUGUGCCAACAACCCUGGGAGUUACAUAUGCUCUUGUCCUAGUGGAUAUUCCGGAGAUGGAAAAAAAUCUGGGUCUGGCUGUGUGAAGAAUAUAGAUACGAGCUCAUCAUCCCUCAAGAAAAUAACUCUUGGAUUAGGCAUAUCCUUGGGAGCAAUGCUACUUCUCCUUGUUGGUUGGUGGAUGUCUUCCGUCAUCAGAAAGCGAAGGAUUAAGAAGCAAAAGGCUACAAACUUUAAACGGAAUGGUGGGUUCUUGUUACAACAACAUAUGGCUACAGAUGAAAGUGCCGUGGCACGAAUCAAAAUCUAUACUUUUGAUGAGUUAGAAAGAGCCACUGAUCACUUCAAUGAGGAUAGAGUACUUGGAAAAGGAGGUCAAGGUAUUGUUUAUAAAGGAAUGUUGGGUGAGGGAAGAAUUGUAGCCAUAAAAUUGUGUAAAGUGAUUGAUGAAGAAAGUCAGCGUAUAGAUCUUAUUAAUGAAUUGGUGAUCGUAUCACAAAUCAAUCACAGGAAUAUAGUGAAGUUAUUAGGAUGUUGUUUAGAAAGUGAAUCCCCAUUACUCAUCUAUGAGUAUAUUCCGAAUGGAACUCUCUCUGACCAUCUUCAUUGUCCACGGGAUGAUUUUCAAAUCACUUGGAAAAUGCGCUUGCAAAUUGCUUCUGAUUCAGCCGGAGCACUUGCUUAUUUGCAUUCAUCAUCUUCCAUUCCUAUUUUUCAUAGAGACAUCAAAUCUUGCAACAUACUUUUGGAUGAUAGAUAUAGGGCAAAGAUAUCAGAUUUCGGGACUUCAAAAUCAAUUUCUAUUGAUCAAACCCAUGUAAGUACUCGUGUCAUGGGUACAUUUGGGUAUUUGGAUCCAGAGUACUUUCUAUUAGGCCAGUUUACUGAUAAAAGUGAUGUUUAUAGUUUUGGAGUGGUUCUUGUCGAGCUUUUAACAGGGCAAAAGGCAAUAAGAAGUGCAUUGAAGGAAGAUAGAAGUUUGACACAAUGGUUUCUAUCACAGAUGGAAAAUUGUCGUAUUGAAAACUCUCGCUUGCUUGAUAUUGUAGAUUCACAAGUCCUGCACGAGGGUUCCAAAGAAGAAUUUCUCAUCAUCGCUAAUAUAGCAAAGCGAUGUUUGAACCCUGACGGAAAAGGAAGACCGAUCAUGAAAGAAGUUCUUCUAGAGAUAGAAGCAGUUAUGUCACUUCAUUUACCCAAAGCAAAGGAAGAAGUAUGGCCAAAAUCAGAGCAAAUGGUGAUUGUAUCAACAGAUAGUGAUGGUUUUACAAGUUCUACUACUAGCACAUUUUACUUGGAAAAUAGCUCUUUAAGUUCUGCUGAAGCUUCUUUAUUAUUCAAUGCUACAUGACAUAAUUCUACACACUGAUGAAUCAUAUUUUUAUUCCUGCAAACUCGUAUCGUUCUUACCUUUCGGGUUGUAAUAGAUUAAGCUGUAUCAUUCUUUCAAUAAUUCACGCUCAACUACCUCUCAA
Messenger RNA from Beta vulgaris subsp. vulgaris (sugar beet), 2476 nucleotides. Its product is annotated as wall-associated receptor kinase-like 8. The coding region runs from base 1 to 2352 and encodes 783 amino acids. Gene Ontology annotation, molecular function: protein serine/threonine kinase activity; ATP binding; calcium ion binding. Gene Ontology annotation, biological process: protein phosphorylation; cell surface receptor signaling pathway. NCBI's taxonomy places the organism in Eukaryota, Viridiplantae, Streptophyta, Magnoliopsida, Caryophyllales, Amaranthaceae. Gene Ontology annotation, cellular component: plasma membrane. The transcript is spliced from 3 exons. The record is from RefSeq and is a predicted model, not a curated record.